UCAGCGCCAAGGUGGACCAAUCGCACGCAGCCAGGAGAGAGCUGUCCAGCGCGGCGUGGUGCUGAAACGACUCGGAGGUUUUGCGAUUUCAGAGAGCAUCAGGCGAUAGCCUGCUGCUUACUGUGCUCAGCAUCAAUAGCUCAGGACUGCCUUGCGCGAUGAACUCCAUUCUGUUGCUGGUGUUGGCACUACAUCCCAUGCAUGUCACUGCUUUCCAGACCUCCAAAUGCCAAGAGCUGAGAGAGAGAUGUGAAGCUGCAGGAAAUGGAUGCGAAAGUGUCUGGGCUUUGCUUGAAGAAGUUUGUUGCAUUUCAGGCGACAACUACACAGUAAAAGAUUCAACCAACUGUAAUAAAACAGUCAAGUUCUUAGUUGACCAGUUCCCAGAAUUUAAAGACUGCAUCUGCACCAACGAUAACUGCAGUACUACAACGUUGCUUGGCAAGCAAUGUUUCGGGAAUAAAGGGAAAUCAAAGCUUUAUCCGUCCACAGAUGUCCAGUUAGGAUUCCUGCCACAGUCAAAAUUGCAGGAGACGGUGCACCCAGGCAUGUUAGGAACCGACUGUGCAGUUGCAAAGGAAAUAUGCCGAGGAGAUGGCACCUGUUUCUUGCAGUACAAGAAAUUCCAGAGAAUGUGCAGAACCAAAGUAGCAAACUGUAGCCUCCGUAUGGUGGUACAGCAAUGCCUCACAGCAUGGAAGGAGUUAAGGAGAACAGUCCUGGGGAGCUGCAUAUGCCUAGAACCGCUGCAUAAAAGAUGCACUAAAAUAUGGAAGCAUAUAUUUAACAACACAUGUGUACAAUACACCCAGGAAUAUCGAGCCUCUGCCAUUCAGGAGGAAACCUAUACAGGCUUUGAUGCAGAUCACCUGAAAAUAAAAUCAGAGUGGAAGACAUCGUCUCUUUCAAACUACGAAUACAAACAACUGCGCUCCUGCUUCCAAGUCAAAGUGGACUGUGUCAAUGAUGGAGUCUGUAACAGGCAACUAUCUCGCUAUCUUCAAGCCUGCCAAGCUAAUGCAACACAGUGCAAUUGGAAUCGAUGCCAAGCGGCUCUGCGGUCCUUCUAUGAAAACAUGCCUUUGAACGUAGCCCUGGUGUUGACGUUUUGUGAUUGCAUGCCGUCAGAUGAAAACUGCCACCAAGCCAAGGGGUUCCUUCAUGGCACACUGUGUGGAGUCAAUAUGGUCCCAGCUCCUUCAUGCCUCGAUGUAAUUGACACAUGCCAAAGAAACGAGAUCUGCUGGGCCAAGUAUGAAGCAUUUACAUCUAAGUGUUUAAAACCCUUCGCCCAACAAUGCCUCGAAGAUAAAGCUUGUUUCGAAUCUUUGGAUGCAAAUGAUCUGAUGUGUUCUGACAGCGAUGAGUGCCGAGCUGCUUAUGCCGGAAUGUGGGGGUCUGUCCUUCGAGGAGUCGAGUGUACCUGUGACACAACACCACUGGCAAAGCAGACUGCAUGCAAGUGGUUCCAUCAUAUCCUCCACAGCAAAUCCUGCUUCACUCAGAUAUCAGGUGGAAAAACUGACCUUUACUCAUCACGUAUGGUUCUACCGGGGAAAAUACUUCCUGUAACUGGAGAACAGUCUUUAUUUUACACGGACACAAUCGUUAUAAUAAUGAUAUACACCUCUUGCAUAAUCUUGGUGCUGGCGAUAAUCCUGCUGACUUUGUUAAAGACCAGAGCUUGCACAACUGUGUAUCAGGCCAAGACUGUUUUGCGCCCAUUUAUCCGAGAAGCUCAUGAUGCCUCGACGACCGUGGAUCACCGACUGCGUCGAUAAUGCUAUUUCAGGCUCUUCUCAUUAGCCAACCUGGUGCACAUAUGCCAUGAAAUUUCUCUUCAGAGAACACAUGGCCUGUAAUCCUCCUGUUCCACUUCAGCAAACACUGGGCAACUUACUACAGGAGAGGACACCACUGGAGUUGUAAUUGCUUUAUUUGCCUCACUACUGUGUUGAUGUGUUAAAUUUAAGAUUGAGACAUAAGAUAUACUACAGGAUGAGACGUUUUGGCCAUGACAUGUUUCCAGCCCAGCGUUUGCCAUACAACUGUGUUGAAAAUUUCCUCCCCAUUUUUUCAACCAUUCUCUAGCAGUCAGUGAGGAAAUAAAUUGCAUUUGAAAAUUAUCACAGGAAGAGAAAAUAUCUGUGAAAUUCUCCUGGACAGGGUACAACAUUAUGGUGUACUUCUAUUGCUUUUGAGAUGGCCAACGCAUAUUGAAAGUGCUCUUUCAUUCCUUUCACAAAUCCCAGUUCCAGACCCUAGUUUAUUAAUACCUAUGAGGGUUUUUUAACUCUUUACCGUGGCAAAGUCUAAUGUCCAUUAAUAUACAAAAAAGUAUUUUGCCAGAUCGCAUCUCUUUUUUUGCUCACAUUUGUAGCUUUAUGCUGAGAGAGUCACAUUUUAGUCCAAUGCACAGAAAAACAAGUUGUAAAACUUAGCAAAUGCCAAAAACAUACAAAAAUCUACAUUUGAGGCCCAGCCCAAAUGUGCAUUAGCCCUGCAUGUAUAUCACAUUGUAGUUGGAAUGCAAAUGCUAAAACCUGAAUCCCAGGACUUGUGUUACACUUCUGGCGCAGAGGCUGCUGCAACCCUGCUCCUUCCUGCACCACAAGGAAAUUUGAAAGGCGCAGCAGCAACUUCCCCCUGGUAAUGCAAUUUCCUAAGGUUUUACGCUGGCAUGCAAAUGAACCAUGGAAAUGGCAUGAGGGUCCUUUUGGGUGGCCCAAGUCACCUUCUUACACCUGGCAUGGAAAGGAGUGGUACCACUGUGGUCUUCAUAGGUAAAGGUAAAGGGACCCCUGACCAUUAGGUCCAGUCGUGACCGACUCUGGGGUUGCGUGCUCAUCUCGCAUUAUUGGUCGAGGGAGCCGGCGUAUAGCUUCCAGGUCAUGUGGCCAGCAUGACAAAGCCGCUUCUGGCAAACCAGAGCAGCACAUGGAAACGCCGUUUACCUUCCCGCUGUAGCGGUUCCUAUUUAUCUACUUGCAUUUUGACGUGCUUUCGAACUGCUAGGUUGGCAGGAGCUGGGACCGAGCAACGGGAGCUCACCCCGUCACAGGGAUUCGAACCGCCAACCUUCUGAUCAGCAAGCCCUAGGCUCAGUGGUUUAACCACAGCGCCACCUGGGUCCCAAUAUGACUGGUCUUCAUAUGACUGCACUAAUUUUACUGACCCUUUGCAGUUCUUCAUUUGAUAUGCUAUUUUGUGAAAGCACUACAAAUCUGCUCUGUCUCCUGCUGGGAUUGUAAUGAGGCCUUUUCAACCAGCAAACCUUUCUAAAGCAUUAGGACCCUUUCAGAUAUUAUGCUUUAACACUGGUGUGCAGAAUCUCUUUUAGCAAAUCUGCACCAGCAUGCUUUUUGGAUACAGGAUAUAUGCUAUCUCUGAGCUAGGGGAUUUCUCCCCUGAUUCCUUCCUUCCACCACCUCUCCUGCUUGAUAAUUGAUUUGGCCAAACACCUUCUGACUGUGCUUUGUAUCUAUUCUACUGAAAGAGGAAAGGAUCCUUAAUUUGAGAUACAAGUUUACUUUGGGAAACAGUUGAAGCAGCAAAAUACACUCCUUGUAGAGUUAUUGAGUUUUCAUUGGUGUAGGUUUUUUUAUUGCUAUUAAAAAUAAACAAA
Messenger RNA from Zootoca vivipara (common lizard), 3625 nucleotides. RefSeq names its product GDNF family receptor alpha like (gene GFRAL). Gene Ontology annotation, biological process: nervous system development. Gene Ontology annotation, cellular component: external side of plasma membrane; signaling receptor complex. The record is from RefSeq and is a predicted model, not a curated record. Lineage: Eukaryota; Metazoa; Chordata; Lepidosauria; Squamata; Lacertidae. Gene Ontology annotation, molecular function: signaling receptor activity.